AUGCUCCCACAGCUCAUAAGGAUUCUAUAUGUCUUGUCUUUUAGCUUUUUUCAUGGUGGCUUUAUCAGACUGGGCUCCUGUAAAGAGGAGAUAAAGUCCCCCAGUAGGACAGUCCCCUCCUCGCAGUCGCCGUCUGACUUCCUGGACAAGCUCAUGGGGAAAAGGUCUGGCUAUGACGCUCGCAUCAGACCCAACUUCAAAGGUCCGCCUGUGAAUGUCACCUGCAAUAUCUUCAUCAACAGCUUUGGGUCCAUCACAGAAACAACUAUGGACUACAGGCUCAAUGUGUUCCUACGGCAAAAAUGGAACGAUCCCCGAUUGGCUUACCAGGAGUACCCGGACAACUCCUUGGACCUGGAUCCCUCCAUGUUGGACUCCAUCUGGAAGCCUGACCUGUUCUUCGCUAACGAGAAGGGGGCUAACUUUCAUGAGGUCACCACUGACAACAAACUGCUGCGGAUAUUCCAAGAUGGGAGCGUACUAUAUAGCAUCAGGCUGACUCUCAUCCUGUCCUGCCCUAUGGACUUGAAGAAUUUCCCCAUGGAUAUUCAGACCUGUACCAUGCAGCUUGAAAGCUUUGGGUAUACCAUGAAUGAUCUGAUCUUCGAGUGGUUGGCAGAGAACCCGGUGCAAGUGGCUGAUGAUCUGACACUCCCUCAGUUCGUGCUGAAAGAUGAGCAGGAUCUGGGCUACUGUACCAAGCACUACAACACAGGUAAAUUCACCUGCAUCGAGGUUAAGUUCCACCUGGAGAGACAGAUGGGCUACUACCUGAUCCAGAUGUACAUCCCCAGCCUGCUCAUCGUCAUCCUGUCCUGGGUCUCCUUCUGGAUCAACAUGGAUGCUGCCCCGGCUAGAGUGGGCCUGGGCAUCACCACCGUGCUCACCAUGACCACCCAGAGCUCUGGGUCCCGGGCCUCUUUACCCAAGGUGUCCUACGUGAAGGCCAUUGACAUCUGGAUGGCCGUGUGCUUGCUGUUCGUGUUCGCUGCGCUGCUCGAGUAUGCAGCAGUCAACUUUGUCUCGCGGCAACACAAGGAGUUUAUCAGGCUGAGGAAGAAGCGGCGGCGGCAAAGAAUAAGACUGACAACAGCAACACACUACAGCUGGCCGUCACUUUACAUGAGGAAGAUAAGCUCAUUUCAGGCUCAGCUCAUUUCCACGGACAUGGCCUUGUCCAAUCAACCGCCGAGUGUAGAGUCAGAGAGGAAAGUGAACGACCUGCCUGGCAACAACACCAUCAGCACCAGCUACCACGGAAACCUGAAUCAGCACUGCAGGGCCUAUGCCAGGGAAAAGGAACUGGUGAGAGACAGCCGUGGGUUUUACUUCCGCGGCUACGGACUGGGUCACUGCCUGCAGACCAAGGACGGAACGGUGGUGGAAGGGGCCACAAUCUUCGCCCCACCGGUGUCCACCAUGUAUGAUGGAGAGGCGGUCCGCAAGCGCUUUGUGGACCGGGCCAAGCGCAUCGACACGAUAUCCCGCGCAGUCUUCCCUCUGAGCUUCCUCUUCUUCAACAUUUUCUACUGGAUUACCUACAAAGUGCUGCGACAUGAGGACAUCCACGCAAAUUUGUAA
Oncorhynchus nerka (sockeye salmon) is the source of this 1581-nucleotide messenger RNA. RefSeq names its product glycine receptor subunit alpha-4-like. NCBI's taxonomy places the organism in Eukaryota, Metazoa, Chordata, Actinopteri, Salmoniformes, Salmonidae. The record is from RefSeq and is a predicted model, not a curated record. Gene Ontology annotation, biological process: nervous system process; regulation of membrane potential; response to amino acid. Gene Ontology annotation, cellular component: synapse; plasma membrane; neuron projection. Gene Ontology annotation, molecular function: transmembrane signaling receptor activity; excitatory extracellular ligand-gated monoatomic ion channel activity; glycine binding.